Lolium rigidum is the source of this 1733-nucleotide messenger RNA. RefSeq names its product kinetochore protein NUF2 homolog. NCBI's taxonomy places the organism in Eukaryota, Viridiplantae, Streptophyta, Magnoliopsida, Poales, Poaceae. Gene Ontology annotation, cellular component: Ndc80 complex; kinetochore. The transcript has 11 exons. Bases 4 to 1428 code for a protein of 474 amino acids. Gene Ontology annotation, biological process: mitotic spindle organization; kinetochore organization; attachment of mitotic spindle microtubules to kinetochore. Gene Ontology annotation, molecular function: protein-containing complex binding. The record is from RefSeq and is a predicted model, not a curated record.
UCGAUGGCGUCCGGCUUCGGGUUCCCAAUGCUGUCGGCGGCGGAGAUUGCGGAGUCCGUGGUCCAGUUCGGCAUCGCCCCCGUCGCUAACCUCCGCCCCGAGGACAUCGCCAAGCCCCAGCCGGAUCUGCUCCCCGCCAUCCUCGCCCGCUUCCUCGCCUCCUUCGUCGAUGCCCCCGGGGACGACGACGACGGGCAGCUAGGGUUCAGCGACCUGGCGGGGCUGGACAACCCGGAGCACCACCUGGAGGCCAUCCGGGUGCUGCGCCUCCACAACAAGUCGCGGGCCUUCCUCGACUCCAUCCAGUUCAAGGACUUCACGCUCGCCGACCUGCUCCGCCCCACCCCGCGCCGCGUCCUCGAGGUCCUCAGCGCCCUCAUCAACUUCCUCUUCUACAGGGAGGAGAAGCUCAACCUCCUGCAGCCCAUCGUCAACGACGUCCCCGACUACCACCAGCGCACAGUGGACCUCAAGUCCAGGAUCGCCGAGCUUCAGAAGGAGAUUGCCGACCAUGAGCUCGCCGAGCAGAUGGAGGAGCCCAUGGCCCAGCAGCUGGAAGCGGACCUCAAUGCUCUGCAGCAGAAAGUUCAGGUUUACAACAAGCAGCAGUUGGCCCUGCGAGCAAAAUCUUCGGCCAUCACUGACAAGAAAGAGGAAAUCCACAGGAAGAUAACCCAGGCCGAUUUUGAGUUGACUAAACAUGCCCAAGAAAACUCCAAACUGAGGUCCAAACUAGUUAAGUCUCCAGAAAAGGUUCAGAGGGCCUUGGAAGAGAAGAAAUCAGUUCGUGCUAAGUUGAAGGAGUCUGAGAAAACAGCAACGCAAAAUGUUCAAGAAAAAACUGCCACUUUGGAGUUACUAAAUAAGGCUCAUGAAAAACUGGCGAAGCAACACACUAAAAUCCAGGAUGUACAAGAACAGCUUGCUGCUGCUAAAACAGUUGAAAAGGAAGUUAAAUCUCGCAAAGCUAAGCUUAAUGAUGAAAGUCUCACAGUCAGGUCCUUUGAUGCACAGAUUAUUGAAUGGCAAGGAAAAGUACAUGAAAUGGAGGACCGUCUCAAGACGAAAGUGAAAGAAAGGAAUCAAAUAAUAGCAGAUGAAAAUCAGAAACUGGGUGCUUUGAAGUCCGAGAUUGAAUGUAAACUGCAGUGUCUUGAACCUAGAGAAAAGAAAGUAGAGGCAAUGAUCGCGAAGGCUUCUAAGUUAUGUUCAGAGGCUGCUUCAGUAAGGACUGCUGCCACAUCAGAACAACAGAAAAUACGUGCAAAGUUCGACAAUAUUCUGAAGGCGUUCAACACCUACAUGGAUAAUAUCAACCCUUUCCUGGAACGACUCGAGGAGGUGGGCAGGCAACUGGCAGAGGACGAUAGCUCCGCACCCAAAGCCAGUGCAACAAGCAAGAAGUCAAGGGCUAGGAAAAGGACAUGAGCUGUUCUUCUUAUUUCCGGAGACCCCAGUAUACAUUUCGGUUCAUCUGUACAUGGCUCUGUUAGAACAUCGGCACUUUAUUGAUCUAUGAAAUAUGUGUGCAGGAGCAUCACCCUGCCAAACAGAAAAGGCAUAGAGCUGACUAGCCCUAGAUAUACCCUGCUUUCUUCGUAUCCCUGGCAACAGAUCCUGCGACGGUGUUUGUACUAUUUACUGAAUUAUCUGCUGAUCUCGACACUAAGUAUUGCUUGUUGUUUCAUGGAAGGAUGGCCGGAAGCUAUAUACGGAUGUUCUGUUUUAUGUAA